Molecule: messenger RNA, 1335 nt
Organism: Penicillium subrubescens
Lineage: Eukaryota; Fungi; Ascomycota; Eurotiomycetes; Eurotiales; Aspergillaceae
Product: putative monooxygenase
Exons: 7
Coding region: 1-1335 (444 amino acids)
Biological process (GO): secondary metabolite biosynthetic process
Molecular function (GO): FAD binding; monooxygenase activity
Source: RefSeq, a predicted model, not a curated record
AUGGUCCCCCAAGAAGCCAGUCUCCGCGUGGUCAUCGUCGGCGCUGGUCUCAGUGGCAUUGCUACUGCCAUCUCCGCCGCACUCUCCGGUCAUUCAGUCCAGGUCAUUGAGCAAGCACCGGAGCUAGCCGAGGUUGGUGCCGGCCUGCAGAUUACCCCAAAUGCCUCGCGUCUCCUCAAAUACUGGAAGCUCCGGGAUUCGCUAUGGGAGGCCGCAGCUGAGCCCACGAAAUUGACCGUCCACCGGUACUCGGGUCAAGUGCUGGCUCACGACGACGCUUUCGACAAGAGAAUCCGUGCUAAGUAUGACGAUGCGCCUUUCGUCGACUUGCACCGAGUGGAUCUGCAACAAGCUUUGUAUGCGCGGGCCCAGGAUCUGGGUGUGGUUUUCCACCUGGGUGAGCGGAUUGAGCGGAUCGACUUUGACGCUACCACCGUUCACUCGGUGGCGGGGAGCAACUACACUGGUGAUCUGAUUGUCGCGGCGGAUGGCCUUUGGUCUAAAUGCCGAGAGGCCUUUGAGGGAAAGAAGGAUGAACCACUGCCUACGGGUGAUCUGGCGUAUCGGAUUGUCUUGAGUUCGGACCAGGUCGCUGAUCCGGAGCUCAAGGCGCUUGUGGAGAACCCCGAGGUGCACUUCUGGAUUGGACCUGGUGCUCAUGCUGUCGCGUACUCUGUUCGCGGCGGAAAGAUGUACAACAUUGUCUUGCUGGUGCCUGAUAACCUGCCGCCCGGUGUUUCGAGACAGGCUGGCUCGGUCGCGGAGAUGAAGGAGCUGUUUGUGGGUUGGGAUCCAAUCCUUAACAAGUUCUUGGAUUGUGUCAUGAGUGGCAGUAUCGACAAGUGGAAGCUGAUGCACCACGGUGAAAUGGACAAGUGGGUUAAUGACAAGUCGAACCUCGUCUUCAUUGGUGAUUCCUGCCACCCAAUGCUUCCCUAUCUGGCACAGGGUGCCAACUCCUCAUUAGAGGACGGUGCCGUUCUCGGCCAGUUGUUGGGGCAUAUGACGGAUAAGGCCCAGCUGCCUCGUAUCCUGCGUCUAUAUGAGAGCCUUCGCAAGUCUCGGGGAGAGGCCAUCGUUCGGGAGACAUUCAAGCAGAGACACGACUUCCACAUGGAGGAUGGUGAGGAGCAGAAGAAGCGUGACGAUGUCUUCCUCUCGCAGCUUGGCAAGGAGAUCAAGGGACAUUUCCCGAGUCGAUGGACAUGCCCAGAAGUCCAGCCUUGGCUAUACGGCUAUGACGCCAUCAAGGAAGUCGAGAAGGCGGUUGCUCAAAAUCCAGACGUCUUUGCCAAGCAGCCCGCAUCUCGAUCAUCCACUUGUUCAGUUUUAUAA